CUCUGGCCUAGCGUUAAAAACACACAACACCACACCACACCACACCACACACUAUUACUUUUGGUUUUGUUUAAUGUGCAUCAGUGUCUAUCUGCAAUGACAUCUUUGCAGCUUUUCCUUCCUCCCCCACUUAAAUUUUUCACUUUUCUCUCUCCAUUACACGUCUGUAGGAUUAAGUUAAGUAGGGGUAGUGGCUAGCUGCUUUUUGUACUUGGAAGACCAGUGAGUGAUGGAUUCUUGAGCUUUCCUCUUUCUUCCUUCCUUCCUUCCUUUCUUCACUCCAUGAGCACGAGAGAACAGGAUCCUUAACUAGUUUAGUCCUUUUAGCUCUUUUACCUCCUCCUCCUUUUCCGUUUCUCCUUUUCUCUCUGGAUUUGUAUAAUACUACUACUACUACUAUUGCUUCGUAUCAAUCUGGGUCUGCUUCAAUUAGUUAGAUUUUUCUUUUGGUUGCAAAAGAGACCUAAAAUUUAAUUAGCUAGAUUGUUGAGACCUCAGCAGGUGAGUAUGUUUUUUAUUUAAAAAAAUUGUACUAGUGAGUCGGUCAGUCCCUCUGUGUUCUUAGAGCUAGCUGCACAAUUUCUUUUCUGCUUUCAGCUCCCACUAAUAUCUGUGUCUUUGUUUCUCUUUGAAUUAAAAGAGAAAAUGGGGAGGUGGUUUUCAGGUGGUAUUUCUAUUUGGGUAGUUAUCCUGAUUUCAAACUUAAUGAUGUGUGGAGUAGUGAUUGGGAUUGGUGCAAACUGGGGUACACAGGCAAGCCAUCCUCUGCCCCCAGAUACUGUGGUGAGCCUGCUGAGACAAAAUGGGAUUCAACAGGUUAAGCUCUUUGAUGCGGAAUAUGACACGCUGACGCAUUUGGGUAAGUCUGGGAUUGAGGUCAUGGUGGGUAUUCCUAAUGAUAUGCUGGCAUCCCUAGCCUCCAGUGUUAAGGCAGCUGAGAAGUGGGUAUCCAAAAAUGUCUCAGCACACAUCUCCUCCAAUAAUGUCAAGAUCAGGUAUGUUGCAGUUGGAAAUGAACCUUUCCUGGAAACAUAUAAUGGUAGCUUCCUCAGGACAAUCUUCCCUGCUCUGCGGAAUGUCCAGUCAGCCCUCAUAAAAGCAGGCAUUAGUAACCAAGUAAAGGUGACAGUACCCCAAAAUGCUGACGUGUAUGCGAGUUCCAACGGGCUUCCAUCUGGUGGUGACUUCCGAACUGAUAUCCAUGAUCUAAUGCUUCAAAUUAUCAAGUUCUUGAGUGACAAUGGUGCUCCUUUCACGGUGAACAUUUACCCGUUUAUAAGCCUUUACAUUGAUGCCGACUUCCCAGUUGAUUAUGCAUUCUUUGAUGGCAAUGCAUCGCCUAUUACAGAUGGCAGUUUAACCUACUAUAAUAUGUUUGAUGCGAAUUAUGACACACUAGCAUGGGCCCUGCAAAAGAAUGGUUUUGGAAACUUGCCAAUAAUAGUUGGAGAGAUUGGAUGGCCAACUGAUGGAGACCAGAAUGCUAAUCUUGUCUAUGCUCAGAAGUUCAACCAAGGUUUCAUGUCCCACAUUUUGAGCGGGAGAGGAACUCCGAUGAGACCAGGGCCGAUUGAUGCAUAUUUAUUCAGUUUAAUAGAUGAGGAUUCAAAGAGCAUUGCUCCAGGAAAUUUUGAACGACACUGGGGAAUAUUUACUUUUGAUGGAAUACCAAAAUACCAGCUUAAUCUUGGUACAACAAAUUCAGGGUCUGUAGUAGCUGCAAAAGGGGUGCACUAUUUGGAGCGCAAGUGGUGUGUGAUGAGGCCAUCAGCGAACCUCGAUGACCCACAAGUGGCACUCAGCGUGAGCUAUGCUUGUGGACUUGCGGAUUGCACAAGCCUUGGUCUUGGUUCAUCUUGUGGAAACUUGGAUGCUAGAGGAAACAUUUCGUAUGCAUUUAAUAGUUACUAUCAGAUGAACAAUCAAAUGGACGUUGCGUGCAAGUUCCCAAACCUCUCAAUGAUCACCAAAACAAAUCCAUCAGUUGGGUCUUGCAGGUUUGAGAUCAUGAUUGAACCAUAUUAUGGAGGUGCAGGCUCAGAAAGGAGACUUGGAAUUCUCCAAAGGCCUCUGAGCCUGGUUGCCGUUCUUAUUCUCUUUUUCGCCAACAGUUAUGUGAAUUAAUUUCAUGCCAAGCCUGCUUCUUCUGAUUAUUGAUGAGGAACACUAGGUGCCACAUUAGCUAGUUAGAGAACAACCAUUGCAUUCCAUUUCAUCAUAGUGGAAGGGAAUUUGAUUGUAGUUCAAAUUUUGAAAUUUGGAAGGUAUGGUAUGACACCUUCAAAUUUGUCUGCAAAAUGCAUGUUUGUUUAAACUAGAAUUGCUUUGGA
This is a messenger RNA of Rosa rugosa (rugosa rose), 2330 nucleotides long. Its product is annotated as glucan endo-1,3-beta-glucosidase 6. Gene Ontology annotation, biological process: carbohydrate metabolic process. The transcript is spliced from 2 exons. Gene Ontology annotation, cellular component: plasma membrane. The record is from RefSeq and is a predicted model, not a curated record. The coding region runs from base 646 to 2124 and encodes 492 amino acids. Gene Ontology annotation, molecular function: hydrolase activity, hydrolyzing O-glycosyl compounds. NCBI's taxonomy places the organism in Eukaryota, Viridiplantae, Streptophyta, Magnoliopsida, Rosales, Rosaceae.